Messenger RNA from Musa acuminata AAA Group (dessert banana), 977 nucleotides. RefSeq names its product LIM domain-containing protein WLIM2b-like. Lineage: Eukaryota; Viridiplantae; Streptophyta; Magnoliopsida; Zingiberales; Musaceae. The transcript has 5 exons. Gene Ontology annotation, molecular function: actin filament binding. Gene Ontology annotation, biological process: actin filament bundle assembly. The coding region runs from base 204 to 776 and encodes 190 amino acids. Gene Ontology annotation, cellular component: actin cytoskeleton; plasma membrane. The record is from RefSeq and is a predicted model, not a curated record.
UCAUCAUCAAUACCAGCGCUUCCGGCUUCCCAUCUUUUUCCUCCUUUGCUCCCUUUUUCUUUCGUUCCGAUUUAACGCCUCCGGCUGCGGCAAAUAGCGGAGAGAUCUCGAAUCGUUGCUUCCCGAUUUGGCUUCGGAGACGUGUUUGCGAUCCUUCCGUCGGCGUUGGAGGUGGAGGAGUUGAAGCGAUUAGGAAAGAGGAUAUGGCUUUCAACUUCACAGGCACCCAACAGAAAUGCAAGGCCUGCGACAAGACGGUCUACCUGAUGGACCAGCUGACCGCCGAUGGCGUCGUCUUCCACAAGUCCUGCUUUAAGUGUAACCACUGCAAAGGAACCCUAACGCUAAGUACAUAUUCUUCAAUGGAAGGUGUUUUGUAUUGUAAGCCUCAUUUUGAGCAACUCUUCAAAGAAUCUGGCAACUUCAACAAGAAUUUUCAGUCACCUGCAAAAUCAGCUGAAAAAGCUCCGGAACUGACUAGGUCUCCCAGCAAAGCCGCCAGUAUGUUCUCUGGAACACAAGAAAAAUGUGCCACUUGUGCAAAAACAGCUUAUCCUCUUGAAAAGGUCACUGUGGAAGGACAGGCAUAUCACAAGUCCUGUUUCAAAUGUUCUCAUGGUGGCUGCUCAAUUACCCCCUCCAACUAUGCAGCACUCGAAGGGAUCCUGUACUGCAAGCACCAUUUCUCCCAGCUCUUCAAGGAAAAGGGAAGCUACAACCAUCUCAUCAAGUCUGCUUCUAUCAAGCGUUCGGCAGCAACUGCCCCAGAUCUCUAGUCUUGGUGGAUUUUGCAGCUAUCUAUCAUCUCAAUGGCAAAUAGUUAUCUUUUGCUCUUCUACCUUUGCUGCUUGAUCUGCUAAGACAUUUGAAAUCUCGCUUUCUUUUUUGUCUUUUGCAUUUUCUUUUAUGUGGAAUCUGCAGAACUUAUCCCAGUGAAACUGGUCUUCUAUUUAAUGCAUAUGGUGUUUGAUUUCUCA